Sebastes umbrosus (honeycomb rockfish) is the source of this 1465-nucleotide messenger RNA. It is a transcript of the gene dhrs7, whose product is annotated as dehydrogenase/reductase (SDR family) member 7. The record is from RefSeq and is a predicted model, not a curated record. Gene Ontology annotation, molecular function: oxidoreductase activity. NCBI's taxonomy places the organism in Eukaryota, Metazoa, Chordata, Actinopteri, Perciformes, Sebastidae. The coding region runs from base 104 to 1120 and encodes 338 amino acids. The transcript is spliced from 7 exons.
GACGCGAAUAUCCUCUAUAGGCGUUAUUUCUUUGCUGAAGCUUGUUACACACUGUAGCAGCUACUAAACCUGAACCAUAAGUGUAUUCAGUCAUCUUUAACAAAUGGAGUGCUGCAUUGUAUCUGCGCUGUGCUGUCUCAUAGCUCUUUAUUUACUCACUCACCUCCUGGGCUUUAUUUUCGCGGAUGCAGACUUCACUCUGCUGUGGGCGAGUGUGUUAGGACACAGGCCAGAGAAUAAGCUGAAAGGGCUGGUGGUUUGGGUCACUGGAGCCUCCAGCGGUAUUGGAGAGGAGCUGUCCUACCAGCUAGCGAGGUGUGGGUCACGUCUCAUCCUGUCUGCUCGACGUGAGGAUGAGCUGAAUAGGGUAAAACGUUGCUGUUUAGAGCGCUCCGACCUCCAGGAUGAAGACAUUCGUGUUCUUCCACUUGAUUUGAUGGAGAGGACAUCGCACGAGGAAAAAACAAAAGCUGCGAUUCAGUGCUUUGGACACAUUGAUGUCCUAAUUAACAAUGGCGGCCGAAGCCAGCGCUCUGUGUGCCUGGAGACCAGUGUUGAUGUGUAUCAGGCCUUGAUGGAGCUCAACUUCCUGGGUACGGUCUCCAUCACCAAGCAGGUGCUGCCUCACAUGACGCAGCGAGGCACUGGGAGCAUUGUGACUGUCAGCAGCGUAGCCGGCUUCGCUGGGGUACCCCUAGCAACAGGAUACUCUGCCAGCAAACACGCUCUUCAGGGUUUCUUCAAUUCCCUUCGGACUGAGCUGACUGACUAUCCAAACAUACUCAUCAGCACAGUGUGUCCAGGGCCUGUGCAGUCAAAGAUUGUCCAAAAUGCCUUCACAGAGGAGCUGAACAAUUCCGUGGCUGCAGCUGGUGACCAGGAGUACAAGAUGCCAACAACUCGCUGUGUGCGUUUAAUGCUGGUGGGAAUUGCCAAUGGUGUCAAGGAAAUGUGGAUCGCACAGCAGCCCUUCCUCAUGUUUUGCUACGCCUGGCAGUACGUUCCCACAUUUGCCUGGAUCAUCACAAACAGGCUGGGCAAAAAAAGGGUGCAGAAUUUCAAAGCUGGUCUGGAUGCAGACUCUGCAUACUUCACUAAACCCAAGGCCAAGACCUCCUGAGAUUCACAUCCUCAAGAGGAAACACAUUUAUUGCAUUCCUGAUGUUCGACCUGGAAAGUGAUCUGGGUUUUCUUUACUUUCAUCUCAAAGGAAAACAUUUAACGACACAACUGCUUUGAAAGCUCAGAGCUCCCUUCUCAGAGCAUGGCAGGGUCUGAUAAAAAUGGGUGCAUUUUUAUUAUUUCAUUAUGAAAAUCUAAAUUAAAUCCUAUAUUUUACGAUUUUUUGUGUAACAAACAUCUUCAGAUUAUCUGAACUUCUGCCUGAAAAGCCUACAUUAAUUGAUAACAUGAGGAUUAUGAUACUAACCUUUUGAAUGCCUAAUAAAUUUUGUUUUGGAUAUAU